UUUAUUCAGCAGUUCUGACAGCAGCUGAUUGCUAAAUUGACAGCCAGCAAAAAAAAACAUCUAGUUUUUCGGGCUGCCACAAAAAACCGACAGACAGAAAAUAAACUAAAGUUUUCUGUAAUUUUUCAAAGUUUUUCUUCUUUUAUAAAGAAUAUAAAAUAAAACGAGAAAAUGCCCGAGGCUCGCAGUCCCUUGGCAGCCUUUGCUGAAAGUUUGCAUAAUAUGGUUGAUGGACCAGUAACAUGGUUUAGAGAAUCUAUUGUUGAACCCAACCAAAAGAAAUACGCCUGGUAUCAUCAACAAUUUCGUCGUGUACCCACCAUUGAUCAAUGCUAUACAGAUGAUGUAGUCUGUCGUUUUGAAGCCGAUCAACAAUUUCGUCGUGAUCGCAUGGUAGACAAUGAAAUUGUUACCAUUUUACGUCAACGUUUUGAAGAUUGUACCAUGUAUGAGGCUCCCGAUCAUAUAGAGAAAUGUAAACCCAUUUUGGAACAAUAUGAAAAGGCUGCCGAAAAUUGGUUUAUUAAAUAUGGUGAUUUGGGUGGUUAUACUAAUGCCAAGGCUGCCUAUAUGAAACAAAAACAUCGUCUUAUUUGGGAACGUCGUCAUGGUCCCGUUGGUAGUAAUAACAAAAAUGCCGCCUCUGCUGCAUCCGAAGAAUGAGUGAGACUAUUUAAAUAGCUUGCUUAGAGGUGUGUGGUGUUAAGAUUUUUGGUGGACACUAUGUCCGUUUGCGAAAAUUUUAGUUAAAUUUUUAUUUCUGUUUAUAAAUCUUUCCAUCGAUCAGCUUUGUUAACAACCAGAUACUGCUAAACGUAAAAUGUUUUAAGUAAAUCCAAACUAAAAAUAACUAUAAACACAAUGUUAUUAGUAUAAUGCAAACAAAUCAUUAAAAAAAUUAAAAUAAAAAACAACAACUGUGAAUAUUUAAAAAGCAUUGGCAAAAACAAGCAAAAACUAUAAUGUAUUGGAGAAUUUAAAGGAUUUGUAUAAGAAUUAAGUUAAAAGUGCAAGUAAUUCAAGAUUGAAUGAAAAUUUAUUAAUCAUAUAAAUGAAAAGCCAUUUGAAGCCAUA
Messenger RNA from Lucilia cuprina (Australian sheep blowfly), 1074 nucleotides. It is a transcript of the gene ND-PDSW, whose product is annotated as NADH dehydrogenase [ubiquinone] 1 beta subcomplex subunit 10. NCBI's taxonomy places the organism in Eukaryota, Metazoa, Arthropoda, Insecta, Diptera, Calliphoridae. Bases 172 to 663 code for a protein of 163 amino acids. The record is from RefSeq and is a predicted model, not a curated record. The transcript is spliced from 4 exons.